UAUGAAAACAGUAGUCGCACCCAUGCAUCUCACAGUCUUAAUUUGUGCUCUUAUUUUAACCACUUGCCACUCGGUUGAGAUACCGAGUUUUUUGAAGAAAUGCGACCGAAAAAAUGACAAGUUUGACAAGUGUCUGGCGGCUGCCAUCGAAGAUGCCCUUGCAAGAUCUACAAACCCAGUGAAAGAGAUUGCUUUAGCAAGACUAGAACCACUAGAAAUACCGUUGCUGGUAUUUGAAAAAGGGUCAGGAGCUGUGGCUUUCGAACAAAACUACCAAAAUCUAAAAGUUAGCGGAUUUUCGAGAGCUAAUUGUUCCAAAGCGGAGAUGAAUUUCGACACCAACACUUUGACUAUAGACUGUGGAGCAGACCUGGCUAGACUGGACUACAACUACGAAGUUAAUGGCAAACUUCUUCUUUUGCCCAUCGUUGGGAAAGGUCCUGGGUUUAUCGAGAUGCAUAAUUUGAGCCUUCAUCUCACUUUCAGUCUCGAAGAGUACGAGAAAAACGGGAAGACACAUUAUAAGGUCGUCGACAACAAGCUCAUCUUGAUGCCGCAGUUGAUGAAAUUCCGGAUGGAUAAUUUGUUUGAUGGAGAUAAAAUUCUCGGGGAUAACAUUAAUCAAGUUUUGAAUGACAACUGGUCGGAAGUGUUUGCGGAGGUUAAGCCAAAUUAUGAAGAGGCUUUUGGGAAGAUUUUUACCGCGAUUUUUGAAAAUGUGUUGAAAAAGGUGUCGAAGACGGAGCUUUUUGGUAAUCCGUGAACGAUAAUCGUAUGUGAAUUAUCAGUUAAGUUGCUAAUAAAGAUGUGAUGAAACUGGUUCUUUGAAA
Zophobas morio is the source of this 830-nucleotide messenger RNA. Its product is annotated as protein takeout-like. The record is from RefSeq and is a predicted model, not a curated record. Lineage: Eukaryota; Metazoa; Arthropoda; Insecta; Coleoptera; Tenebrionidae. Bases 2 to 763 code for a protein of 253 amino acids. The transcript has 4 exons.